Molecule: messenger RNA, 4433 nt
Organism: Oncorhynchus masou masou (cherry salmon)
Lineage: Eukaryota; Metazoa; Chordata; Actinopteri; Salmoniformes; Salmonidae
Product: guanine nucleotide-binding protein G(i) subunit alpha-3-like
Exons: 8
Coding region: 632-1696 (354 amino acids)
Biological process (GO): adenylate cyclase-modulating G protein-coupled receptor signaling pathway
Cellular component (GO): heterotrimeric G-protein complex
Molecular function (GO): G protein-coupled receptor binding; GTP binding; GTPase activity
Source: RefSeq, a predicted model, not a curated record
UCUGAAAGUAAACAUAUUUUGCUCUUCUGCGUUAUUGUAGGACCAGACAAGUUAGAACAGUUAACAGACAAUAGUAUUUAAAAGUGUGUGAGUAUUUUGAGUCACUGUCAAGGGUGAUUAGAUUGUAGCUAUUUAUUUUUAGUGAAGUUAUAACUCAGCUCUCUAGCUCAAUUUUUACACUGCCAACGCAACGCGGAAAGAACAUACAGGUAGUAACGUUAUAAAGUGAAGUUUCUGGCUAGCCAAUUAAGUUAAUGUGGUAACUAAUGUUAACUACUUCAUUUCUUCGUAUGAAUUUCUUGCUCUUCUAUCAAAAGUAUUCGGCUUCCUCCAUGUGCAUAGAAAAAGCUAACAAAUAUUUGUAUGGUUAACGUGCUAGUUUCCCGGCCAACGCCUUUCUCCCUUCCUUUUUUCUCAUGCUCGUCGUCGCACACAUUUCGUUUGAAAAUGUGUCGUAGUUGACAGAAUUCUGCGUCAAGCGCUUGACAGACACAGCAAUACAAUUUUGUAGAAUUAGGGAUGACAUUCUUUCUUUUUACUGAACACCUUCGUUUUUUCCAUUUGGUCGGCUUGUCAAAAGCCAGGUAGAUUAUAAGAGACAUUUUCAUAGGUUUUACCUGCUGGGAUCAAAAUGGGUUGCACACUAAGUGCCGAAGAUAAAGCUGCCAUGGAGAGGAGUAAAAAUAUUGAUCGGAAUCUGAGAGAAGCUGGCGAAAAGGCAUCAAGUGAAGUCAAACUGUUGCUUCUAGGUGCUGGAGAGUCUGGGAAAAGCACAAUUGUAAAGCAGAUGAAAAUUAUCCAUGAGGACGGGUACACACAGGAGGAGUGCAGCCAGUACAGAGUGGUGGUUUACAGCAACACCAUCCAGUCCAUCAUCGCCAUCAUCAGAGCUAUGGGCAGGCUGAGCAUAGACUUUGGGGACACAGCACGAUCAGAUGAUGCCCGCCAGCUUUUUGCCUUGGCCAGCUCUGCAGAGGAAGGGGUCAUGACCCCUGAACUGGCUGGGGUCAUCAAGAGGUUAUGGCAGGACGGAGGGGUCCAGAUCUGCUUUGGCAGGUCUAGAGAAUACCAGCUUAACGACUCCGCCUCAUAUUACCUGAAUGACCUGGACAGGAUAUCCCAGCAGAACUACGUGCCCACGCAGCAGGAUGUCCUGCGCACCAGAGUCAAGACCACCGGCAUUGUGGAGACACAUUUCACAUUCAAGGACCUCUACUUCAAGAUGUUUGAUGUGGGGGGUCAGAGGUCCGAGAGGAAGAAGUGGAUCCACUGCUUUGAGGGAGUCACAGCCAUCAUCUUCUGUGUUGCGCUCAGUGACUAUGACCUGGUGUUGGCUGAGGAUGAGGAGAUGAACCGUAUGCACGAGAGCAUGAAGCUGUUUGACUCCAUCUGCAACAACAAGUGGUUCACGGGCACCUCAGUCAUCCUCUUUCUCAACAAGAAGGAUCUGUUUGAGGACAAGAUCCAAAAGAGCCCCCUCACUAUCUGCUACCCAGAGUACUCUGGUUCAAACGUAUUCAAAGAGGCGUCAACCUACAUUCAGUGUCAGUUUGAGGACUUGAACAAGCGUAAGGAUACAAAGGAGAUCUACACCCAUUUCACUUGUGCUACUGACACUAAGAACGUGCAGUUUGUCUUUGACUCUGUCACUGACGUCAUCAUUAAAGCCAACCUGAAGGAGGUCGGCUUGUACUGAGACUCCUGCAACAUCAUCUGUCUUGUCAUCAUUGGGGCGGGAGUGUUUAGGAAUCACACAUUUACAGGUGUAAAUCAAUCAUUGCCUUUUUGACAGUUAGACCAUAUACAGGAUGGGUUUUUAGACCAUAAACUGUUGCCAUAAUGUAUGAAUCCUUGGAUAUUUCAAAACAAGAUUACAUGGAGCACUUAUGUGGUUUUGGUUUUCUAUAUUUUUGCUGUUAUGGAUUCCUUAGCUAUGGACUGAUUUUCUGUAAAAUGUAUUUAAAACAUUCUGCACUUUUUAGGCUUUCAGCAUUCACUGUAAAGGGUUCAAAUGUAUUAAUUACAUUGUAAAUGUUGAAUAAGGGAUCACAACUAUUAUGCAUUUUCUGAGUUUUGACAACAUAUCUUUAUAACUGUAUACACUGAGGGUACAAAACAUUAGGAGCACCUUCCUAAUAUUGAGUUGCACCCCCCUUUGCCCCUUUGGAAUAGCCUCAAUUUGUUGGCGUAUGGACUCUACAAGAUGUUCCACAUGGAUGCUGGCCCAUGUUGACACCAAUACUUCCACAAUUGUGUCAAGUUAGCUGUAUGUCCUUUAACCUUUACGUGAUGGGCCAUUCUUGAUACACACGGGAAACUGUUGUGUGAAAAACCCAGCAGUGUUGCAGUUCUUGGCACACUACUACCAUACCCUGUUCAAAGGCACUUAAAUAUUUUGUCUUCCCAUUCACCCUCUGAAUGGCACACAUACACAAUCCAUUUCUCAAUUGUCUCAAGGCUUAAAAAUCCUUCUUUAACCUGUAUCCUCCCCUUUUAUCUACACUGAUUUGAAGUGGAUUAAACAAGUGAUCAAUAAGCGAUCAUAGCAUUCACCUGGUCAGUCUAUGUCAUGGAAAGAGUAGAUUUUCCUAGUGUUUUGUACACUUAGUGUAAAUGGUCAUUGCUCAACCUAAAUUGUUGUUGUGGAAUUGUCUACUAGUGUUAAUCAGUAUUCUCGUGGGGAUUUUAAUGUGCUGAAUUCUGAUUGUUUUAAUAUAUCACCAUUCAGAUCGUUACAUAACACUGAAGUAUUAUACUAGCUCUUAGCGGACUGUGAGACAUCACUUGAUAAUUUAAAACCACUUUUAAAGAAAAAGCUUUUUUUUAAUGGUUGCCUUAACUUGUAUUAUGUUAUUUUGGAUAGAACUAUUUUGUAUAAAGAUUAUUAUGGCCUUUCGCUGAAGACAAUGGCCUUAAUAUAAGCUAAAAGUAUUUGCCUGGAAGCCAUUUUAAAUGCUCCUCCUUUUGAAAACAUGCUUUUUUAAACAAUUUUACCAGAUGAGUUGACUGAAAAUAUCUUCUUAUUUAUAGCAAAGGCCUGGGGAAAGUUACAGAAGUCCAGAGGACUAAUUCCCUCAUUAUGUCGAUCACAAAAGUUGUUUUGUUGAGAUCACGAGAAACUAUAUAAAUGGGAGUAGACGUAUUGAUUAACAGUAUGACUGAGGUGGCAGAGCCCACAGUGGAUCAGCGCAUACGUUUUUAUUGAUUGCUACACUAAGGGAUGCUACAUUUAAUACUAACCUCAUGCUUUCAUUUGUGUUUUGAGCUCAUUAUCCGUUUAUAAGUUAGCUUGAUAACAUUCUAUGUUACCUUGAGCUAAAAGCUCAUGUGGCAGCUAAGCCCCUCAUGGUGCAUUUAAACCCUGAACGAUGCCUGACAGGCACCUCUGUCUCCCAGGCUGUAUGCCACAUCAAAGACCACAGCCAAUUGCAUGCAAGCAACAACGCAGCUUACUUGGCUAGUCUUGUGAGCGAGUUAGCUAGGUAGUCUUGUUAUCUAUGCUGGUUGUUAGCUUGCAUAACUGACGUGUAUAAUUGUAAGGGGCACUUUGUUUUAUGGAUAAUAUUUACAUUUACAGAGUGGGUGAGCUCUAAUCCUGACAGGCUGAUCGGAUUCAAAGUAGCCUCAGUCUGAAAUGUCAGGAUGCUGACUUGUAGGUUGUUUCAUAGGUGCAUUAUGCAUAUGAUCAAGAGUGGGUGCACUCUAUUCCUGGCCAGCUGAUCACAUUCAGUAGUAGUGUCUGAGGCUGAUCAGUCAGGAUGCUGCCUUGUAGGCUGUCUGCAAGGAACCUUACAUAUGAAACCGCCUACAAGGCAGCAUCCUGAUUUAUCAGCCUCUAAGGCUGAAAUUGAAUCUGAUCAGCCUGUCAGGAAUGGAUAUCACUCACUGUAAAUGUUAUAUUAAAUUACCUUUUUAUAAUUAUACACAUCAGUUAUGCAAUAUAAAAAGUUAGCUAGCUCACAAGACUAGCCUAGUUAGUUGCGUUGUUCCUUGCAUGAGAUUGGCUGUGGUCUUCGGGGCGGCACGCAGCCUGGGAGACGCUGCUGCCUGUCAGGCAGCAUUCAGGGCUUAAAUGUCCCGCAUUACCUUUAACGCAGCCACAGGGCUCUUUGAUAAGGUGGCCAUCGUGCAUCUGCACAUAUGAAUGGAUGAUGUGUGCUACUUUUGGUGAUCUUGACAAAACAACUUUUGUUAUGUAGAAAUCAUGAGAUAAAUACAUAAGUCAUGAUCUCGGCAUAAGGAGGGAAUUGUAUUUUUAUUCAUAUGUCCUCUGGGCUUCUGUAGAAAGUUACAAAAUUUUUUAUAAAAAUACAUAGUUAACCUACAAAAUAUAUAAGCAAGCAAAAAACAAUUGCUUUUUGGACAUUUGAACAGUUGUCUAAAUUGAACACAAUGAAUGUUCCUUCUUGCAUUAAAAUGGAAUGUGGCCCAAA